This is a messenger RNA of Ochotona curzoniae (black-lipped pika), 887 nucleotides long. RefSeq names its product nucleolar pre-rRNA processing protein NIP7 (gene NIP7). Gene Ontology annotation, biological process: ribosome assembly; ribosomal large subunit biogenesis. The record is from RefSeq and is a predicted model, not a curated record. The coding region runs from base 123 to 665 and encodes 180 amino acids. The transcript has 5 exons. NCBI's taxonomy places the organism in Eukaryota, Metazoa, Chordata, Mammalia, Lagomorpha, Ochotonidae. Gene Ontology annotation, cellular component: nucleus; nucleolus; preribosome, large subunit precursor. Gene Ontology annotation, molecular function: RNA binding.
CUCAGACCGGAACUAGAGCGGCCGGCCCUGGCGUUGCCAGGGAGCCGCUGGCGAACGGUUUCCGUCUCCGGUCGACUGAGGCACGAGGAUUGCAGGCUCUGAGGCCGCGGGGAAAGAGAAAAAUGCGACCUUUGACGGAAGAGGAGACCCGGGUCAUGUUUGAGAAGAUGGCCAAAUACGUCGGGGAGAACCUGCAACUGCUGGUGGACAGACCCGACGGGACCUACUGCUUCAGGCUGCACAACGACCGCGUGUACUACGUGAGUGAAAAGAUCCUGAAACUGGCCGCCAACAUCUCCGGGGACAAGCUAGUGUCGCUGGGCACGUGCUUUGGGAAGUUCACCAAGACUCAUAAGUUCCGGUUGCACAUCACCGCGCUGGAUUACCUGGCGCCCUACGCCAAGUACAAGGUGUGGAUAAAGCCUGGCGCAGAGCAGUCCUUCCUGUAUGGGAACCACGUCUUGAAGUCUGGUCUGGGUCGAAUCACUGAGAACACUGCUCAGUACCAGGGAGUGGUCGUGUACUCCAUGGCUGACGUUCCGCUGGGUUUUGGGGUAGCAGCAAAGUCUACACAAGACUGCAGGAAAGUAGACCCCAUGGCCAUUGUGGUGUUUCACCAAGCAGACGUUGGGGAGUAUGUGCGGCAUGAAGAAACGUUGACUUAAAGUCAUCCCAAGGACACAGGCCUCAGGGGAGGGGUCCGGCUUGUUUUUCCUUUGUCUGUAGUCUGUAGCAUUGAAUUUUGUCAGCACUGUGACCACUUCAGAGACUUCUUAGUUUAACGUGCCAUCACUGACAAAUGCAAGCCGGAUUUUUACUGUGCACAGCGGCUCAAAUAUCAGGUUUCAGACUUUUGUGUUUGUGUCAAAAUAGAAUAUCUCAUUACG